This is a messenger RNA of Cimex lectularius (bed bug), 1074 nucleotides long. Its product is annotated as trypsin 3A1-like. Gene Ontology annotation, biological process: proteolysis. The coding region runs from base 113 to 1048 and encodes 311 amino acids. The transcript has 4 exons. Gene Ontology annotation, molecular function: serine-type endopeptidase activity. The record is from RefSeq and is a predicted model, not a curated record. NCBI's taxonomy places the organism in Eukaryota, Metazoa, Arthropoda, Insecta, Hemiptera, Cimicidae.
GAGGAGUGGUAUAUUUUUAAACAAUUGAGAUUAUAAAUGUUGAUAACCAUUUUAAAAACUUAAGAUAAAGAGAUGAUGAAAUAGACAUGUUUCACCGGAAUUUUGAAAAGAGAUGAAAGGAAAGCCAACCGUUUUGUUUUACAUAAUUUUUUAUUUGGAAAUAUGCAAUAGCGACAAGAAAAUAAUAGGAGGAAGGCCCGUCUUUAUAGAACAAGUUCCCCAUCUCGUCUCAAUUCAGCGGAUGAGGAGGCACAAGUCACAACUGGAGCACGUCUGCGGAGGUACCAUAGUGAGCGAACUUCACGUCCUUACAGCUGGCCACUGUUUGUCUUCCGUUAACGACAAAGGUUUCACUCCUAUUGCCAGCAGCAGGUUCUCCAUCCUCGCCGGAAGCAGUGACCUGAUCGGGUCAAGUAAUACGAGCCAGCGCAGAAAAGUUAGAAAAACAUAUGUUCAUCCAAAAUGCCGAAAGUAUUCGUAUGGGCUAUUUUAUGACAUUGGGAUUGUCAUACUUAAGACAUCCUUUAUCUUUCAAGAUAAACUUUGCGCAGCUCAACUCUCUUUCAGCCUUGAUCCUCCAAAAUCACAAAGCAUUUACGAGGUCGACUAUGAGUACCAGUAUACUGACAUUAUCGGACAAAUUUGCAGCGUCGUUGGCUGGGGUACUCACAACAUUAUUACCAACCUCCCUCUUUACUAUGCUGAAUUGAAAGUAAUAGGUACUUCUCGAUGUGCUGCUCUGCUGCAAAAAGGAAGCCAACGUUUUUUCGAUAGUGAAAUGGAAUGUGAAUGUACUUGGUGCACCUACGGUGGUUAUGGGAUUGAUGCCUGCCAAGGUGAUUCUGGCGGGCCUUUGAUGUGUGAAAAGAAGGUUUAUGGAAUCAUCUCUUAUGGCCUGGGCUGUGGUAGAAAAGACGUUCCUGGGGUUCAUGCGCGGAUUGACACUAUGUCGAACUGGAUAUUGGAAAUUAUCAACCACGGCACAGCAAGAGCCAAGAUUAAUAAAUCUAUUAUUUUUAUUUUUCUAAUAAACACAUAUAUUUUAUAACCCCAAUAUGAUAUUUAUUAUACAUA